Mucor velutinosus is the source of this 312-nucleotide messenger RNA. RefSeq lists its product as uncharacterized. Gene Ontology annotation, molecular function: structural constituent of ribosome. Lineage: Eukaryota; Fungi; Mucoromycota; Mucoromycetes; Mucorales; Mucoraceae. Gene Ontology annotation, biological process: mitochondrial translation. The transcript has 2 exons. Gene Ontology annotation, cellular component: ribosome; mitochondrial small ribosomal subunit. Bases 1 to 312 code for a protein of 103 amino acids. The record is from RefSeq and is a predicted model, not a curated record.
AUGGUUGUUCGCAUUCGUCUUGCUCGCCACGGUCGUCGUAACUUACCAUUCUAUCAUAUCGUCGUCGCCAAUGCACGAACUGGACGUAACAGCAAGCCUAUUGAAAAGAUUGGUACAUACAACCCUGUCGCUGAUGAGUCAGGCAACAAAUUAAUCAACCUAAACUUUGAGCGUGCCAAGUACUGGUUGACUGUGGGUGCUCAACCAUCAGAAACUGUCGAAAAAUUGUUGGUCAAGGCUGAUUUAAUGCCUCAAGCUCCUAAACCUUGGAUGGAAUUGGCAAAAAAAUUCAAGCAAGAAGCUGCCAACUAA